Molecule: messenger RNA, 3019 nt
Organism: Musa acuminata AAA Group (dessert banana)
Lineage: Eukaryota; Viridiplantae; Streptophyta; Magnoliopsida; Zingiberales; Musaceae
Product: pentatricopeptide repeat-containing protein At3g24000, mitochondrial-like
Exons: 3
Coding region: 50-2035 (661 amino acids)
Biological process (GO): RNA modification
Cellular component (GO): intracellular membrane-bounded organelle
Molecular function (GO): RNA binding; zinc ion binding; protein binding
Source: RefSeq, a predicted model, not a curated record
AUAGGCUCUCCUUUCUCCAACGCUCACAUCUUCAUCCAAUUUGGAAUCCAUGAAGAAGCUUCUCUCCCCUCUCAAUUCGAUCUCUGCCGCUUUGGUUAGCAGACCCACCCUUCUUCGUUUCGUCUCCUCUCACUUCACCACCGCAGCAGCCUCCCGCGUCGGUGACUCCGCCGACUCUUCCGAACCCGAAGCCGGUCGCCUCCGUUUCCCUUCCGUCAUUCGGGACAAAGAUCUGCUUCUCAAAAGCCCGACCGCCGAGUCCGGCCUCCUCGUGCUCGACCUCAUCGACGCCGGCUCCCUCGAGCCCUCCGCCGACCUCUACUCCGACCUUGUCAAGAGAUGCACCCAAUUCAAGAAACUCAAGGAGGGCAGACUCGUACAUGCCCACUUAAUGCGAUCUGAAUUCAAGUCUGAUAUCUUCCUCCAGAAUUCGAUCGUCAACUUGUACUGUAAAUGCGGCAGCUUGGAUGACGCGCGGAAGGCGUUCGACGAAAUGCCCGCGAGGGACAUGGUUACAUGGACCGCCCUCAUCACGGGCUACGCCCAGAAUGAUAGACCAAAUGAAGCUGUGGAGAUGCUUCCGAGGAUGCUUCGGCUCAGGUUGGUACCUAAUGCAUUCACCUUCGGCAGCCUCUUCAAGGCUUGCGGAGCUGCUUCCAGGAACGGACAUUGUGAAGAGGUCCAUGCUUUGAGUGUGAAAUGCGGUUGUAGUCCGGAUGUCUAUGUAGGAAGCGCAAUACUAGACAUGUACGCUCGUCAUGGAAGGAUGGAAGAAGCCUGCUUGGUGUUUGAUCAGCUGGACUCAAAGAAUGAGGUGUCAUGGAAUGCAUUGAUAGCAGGAUAUGCGAGGAGAGAAGAUUGCAAGACAGCUAUGAAAAUGUUUUGGGAAAUGCAGAGGAGUGGGUUUGAGGCCACGCAUUUCACCUACUCGAGUAUUUUUAGUGCUUGUGCUAGUAUUGGUGCACUAGAGCAAGGAAAAUGGGUUCAUGCUCAAAUGAUCAAAUGUGGGCAGGUGCUUACUGCUUUCGUGGGUAAUACUCUUCUUGAUAUGUAUGCAAAGUCAGGAAGCAUUCGGGAUGCCAGAAAAAUAUUUGAUCGAGUGAAUAAGAAAGAUCUUGUUUCUUGGAAUUCGAUGCUUACUGCAUAUGCGCAGCAUGGGCUUGUUAGUGAAGCAAUUCACUGGUUUGAAGAGAUGCGGAAGCUUGGAGUUCAGCCGAACCAGAUUACUUUCCUUUGCAUCCUCACUGCCUGCAGUCAUGGAGGGUUAUUGAAGGAAGGGCAGUACUACUUUGACAUGAUGAAGAGAUACAAGGUGGAACCGGAGAUUGAGCAUUAUGUUACAAUUGUCGAUCUCCUUGGCCGAGCUGGUCUUCUUGAUCGGGCACAGAAGUUCAUAAAUGAAAUGCCUGUUCAACCAAGUGCUGCUGUUUGGGGAGCUUUGCUUGGUGCUUGUAGGAUGCACAAGAACGCAGAAUUAGGGAAAUUUGCUGCAGAAAGGGUAUUUGAACUUGACCCAUAUGAUGCUGGCCCUCAUGUGUUGCUUUACAACAUCUAUGCAUCCACUGGUAGAUGGACUGAUGCAGCCAAAGUGAGGAAAAUGAUGAAAGACGGUGGAGUGAAGAAAGAGCCUGCUUGUAGCUGGGUGGAGAUGGAAAACUCAGUCCACAUGUUUGUAGCAAAUGAUGAUUCCCAUCCACAAAUAAAAGAGAUACAUAAGAUGUGGGAGAAAAUUGAUGCAAUGAUUAAAGAGGCAGGAUAUGUUCCAGAUACGAAUUACGUGCUCUUAUAUGUGGAUGAACAUGAGAGGGAGGCAAAAUUGCAGUACCAUAGCGAGAAGCUUGCUCUUGCGUUUGCACUGCUCAAGAUGCCUCCGGGGGCACCCAUCCGUAUCAUGAAAAAUAUCAGGAUGUGUGGAGAUUGUCACUCUGCAAUUAAACAUGUUUCCAAGGUAAUGGAGAGGGAGAUCAUCGUGAGAGACACAAACCGGUUUCAUCAUUUUAGUGGAGGUUCAUGUUCAUGUGGUGAUUACUGGUGAUACAAAAGCUACUACUGUGCAAAGCAUCAAAUUGUUGAGGAGUACAGAAGGAUCUUGUGCUCUUCAAUAGUUAGAAGAAAGUACUAUCAUUUGACUCAUGGAUUGGUCAACAUGAUACAUAAGCAACAAGGAAAGAAGGACGAUUGAGUUUUAAGUUCUUUGGGAUCUUAUUUCCUGUUCCAGCUUGCUAGAUUGAACUGGCUAUAAAUUUAGUGGAGUUAUCUAGCAAAAUGUGGAGAUUAAACACUCAUAAUUUCACUCCCCAGGAGGAGCUUAGAGUUGUACAGCCCGAAGGUGCCAAGCUACUCCAAAGUUUAUAUUGGGUUUUAGGAAAACAAUGAAAUCUCAGUGCAUGCUGGGAUCAGCUUCAACUUGUAAAGGUUUUGAGAAGAAAGACUAAUACAGGCCUGCACGCAUACUUGUCGAUGUCGUGUUUUCCAUGAGCAAGAACCAAGGUAGAACUGUGCAUGUAUAUUACUACAUCCAGGUGAAGAUCCGACACUUGUGCUCGAGUCCAUUUUGGCAUAUCAUUCGGUGUCCCUGUUGAGCCAUUGGAUUGCUGGCCAAGAAUCAAGGCCGAGUCAUAUGCUAAUCCGAGCAAAUUAGCUGUUUAGUUUUGAGGUUUUCUUUUUCUCUGCCCCAUUGUGGCAACGAGAUGCUGCAAUAAAGUGACAUAGGAGCGGCUCCAUGCCCUUAAUCAAGAGAAGUUAAGGUAUUUACGAUGGUCCCUUAGUUUUUCAGUAAGUUGGGAAUUUUAGAUUCGUUUCACAUUACUCUAAGAUUACUGCUUGAGGAUUGUUCUUAAGCCUGUCACAUAUAUAUAUAUAAUAUAUCAUGUCUUGUAAGUUUUAGAAACUGAGUGAUUUGAAAACAAGUACAGUUUCUUUGAGAGUCUUUAUCCGUCAAUUCAGUCUGACGGAUUCCAUUAUUUACAUAUAUAAAAUCCUAGUUUAUCCUUUUAUUUAUGAAUGAAAUUGCUGUGAA